AUGAUGAAAGGACUGGAGCAGAUCGUUUCAGCUAGUGCCUGUGUUCUGGGAACUAAGUCCCCUAACAGCUGUAAACAAGUGCCUUAUGAAGUCUAUGAUGAUGCCCGAAGUCGAAUCACAUGGGGAAUCGACGAGGUCUUAAACAAUAACUUCACCAGUGGUGGAGUCACCAAUGUGAAUCUGAGAUAUAUGACUGACUUUCCGUAUGAUUUUACUAGGUGUCUGCGCAUGUUACAAACAUUUUGUCAAGAUGUCCCUGUUGUGAACAAUAAUGGCACGCACGAUAAUUCGUCUGAUCAAGACCCGACUGACAGUUAUAUCAAGGAAACAAACACAGAUUUAUCAACUGACGUACCCUUAAGAAACACAGGUCCGGCAUUCUAUCUUCUAAACACAGUGGAUGAUGGGAGAGGGGACCGGAUAUGGGGUAAAGUUGGAUACAUAACUGCCAGCGGGGAACGAGACCUAAAGACGGUCUUGUGGCCAGGUAAAUCACUGACACGCAGAUCUCUCGAAUAA
Molecule: messenger RNA, 519 nt
Organism: Candidula unifasciata
Lineage: Eukaryota; Metazoa; Mollusca; Gastropoda; Stylommatophora; Geomitridae
Source: the annotation of a GenBank genome assembly